CAGAUGGACGCCAAGACCUCGCCGCUGGCGAUGCUGCAGAGGACGUGUUCUCAGAUCGGAGCCGACACGACAGCCGCCAAGCCGCUGAUCACGGCGGAGAAGAAGAGGGAGGAGAAGAAGGAGACGCCAUCCUCUCCAACGGCUCCUGCCGCAGAGAAGCCCACAUUCAAACCGUACGACCUGGAUCGGAAAGAGCCCGCUCCGGCGCCGGCGGCGACCGCGGCAGCAGCGGCCUCGACACAGCAACACCGGGGGGAGAAGUGCCAGAGCCCGUACUGCCCGUGCGCCUACAGCACGCCGCACGGCUACGGCGCGCCGUGCCCGGCCGGCUGUGCCCAGUGUGAGCACGCCAAGGCGCUAGGCGGCGCGCUGCACUCGCCAUACCUGGGCCUGGUCAACCCCUUCUAUCCGCCGACCAGCCUGGGGCUCGGGCUGUCGGCCGCCGCUGGCACGACCGCCGGCGCGCAGCCGAUCGUGUGUAGCUGGAUGGCCGACGGGCGCUAUUGCGGCAAGCGGUUCGCCAGCACGGAGGAACUGAUGCAGCACCUGCGCACGCAUACAAACCUAUCGGCCAGCGACUCGGCGCUAUCGCUGCUGCACCCGGCGUACCAGGCGUCGCUGCUGGGUGCCCACCGCUCGCCGUUCGCCGUGCCUCCGUCUUCGCUGUCGCCGCUGUCGGCGGCGCGGUACCACCCUUACGCCAAGCCGCCCUCUUCGCUGGCGCUGGGCGCGCCGCACCCCAGCGCGCUGGCCGCCUACUAUUCGCCGUACAGCGCACUUUACGCCCGGCCUCCGACCCUGCCCUGAGGGCUCCAGCCAAACUGACCGACGCCUGGCCGACGCUCGGUGUCGGCGGAGCGAGCGGGCGGCCGCCACGCGUUCUCAAAGGCUGACGCCCCGGAGAGCUGAUGUCCGAGGAGGACAGCCAGCUCGCCGGCCGGGCGCGGAGACGAGGACCAUCGCCAAGCCGGGGAGACGGCGAAAUCCGGUGUAGUGCCGCUGGGAGGAGGCGUGAUGCCCUCCGGCUGCCUCAGUCUCCGCCUGGGGGCGCGGGGAUCCGGAGCAGCCCGUGAUCUCCAGAGCUGGUGAUCCAGUGCGUCUCCGCAGACCGGUCAGCCCCGCCCCGGCUCGACCUGGUGACCCCGCCCCGGCUCGCCGGCGGUCCGCGGACAGGCUCCGGGUCCUCCCCGCGGACCGGGGAGCUGUGCGUGACCUCGGGGUCUGGGCGUGUCGGCUCAGGAGGCCCUGAGGCUAUGGGCAGGGCGGAGUGGCGACCACCGCUGGCUGCCCGGCUCAAGCUGUGCUGCAUGAGCAAGUCUGUGAUGCUGUAUAUACCAGAGGCGGCGUCCGAUUGUGAUAAGCCCGUUUUUAUUGUGAUACAGAUGUCUGCGUAGUGCUAAGCGUCGUCGUCAUGGUUACCAUUGCGCCGAGUCGUAUUUGUCCCGUCUGGAGCUGCGGUCGAACGCUCCCGUCGUCCCGUGUGACCCUCCCCUCCACUUUCGUUGGCGAAGCCCCCGGGGUGCGUAUUCAGAUCUACUUGUUACGUGCUGUCCUGAUUUUAUGGUCGCGUGUUCUCCGAUGGUCGGGCGGUGUCGCCUGCCUUACGGACCGCACGACGUGUCCCGGCCACUCGGGCGCCACCUGCCGCCGGCGGCCGGCCGCCUUGUGCAACUGUAAAUAUCACCCUAACUUAUUGCCGCUGAAUAAAUCAAAUCGUGAAAAUUGAA
Molecule: messenger RNA, 1727 nt
Organism: Pollicipes pollicipes
Lineage: Eukaryota; Metazoa; Arthropoda; Thecostraca; Pollicipedomorpha; Pollicipedidae
Product: zinc finger protein Noc-like
Exons: 2
Coding region: 4-807 (267 amino acids)
Biological process (GO): negative regulation of DNA-templated transcription
Cellular component (GO): nucleus
Source: RefSeq, a predicted model, not a curated record